CUCCUUUCCCUGACACAUUCACACACACUCGCUCCCACUGUUAUUGUGAGAGCGCUUCAUAGCGUCCGCAGGCAGGCGGUGCACAUAUAAACACUAACAACACAUUCCCAUUGAAAAAUCUACUGCGUUAGUGCAGACCAUGGCGGCUGCCACCAGCAGCAGCCCAACCACAUUGCAGAUAAAGCAUUCCAGCAUCGAGCACGCGAGAAAACGCAUAGACCCCAGGAGGAGACAGGCAGCCCUUUCUUUUCUUACCAAUAUCUCUUUAGACGGCCGGCCGGUGCAGGAUGACAAUCAGGGCGAGAAUUCGGAUGGGGCCAUUGAAGCGAGGACUAGACAGAGCCUGGUUUCUGCAGAAAGGGGGAUCUACCCUGCUGCCGCAACAUCAGCGGCCCAAGCGUUUUCUGCAGCCAACCACGCUCUGCUGUACAAUUCGCGAACUGGCUUCGGGAUGAGCCCGCUUGCAGCACCAAUGUGUGCCGACCAGGAAAGAGAUGUUUUUGCCAGCGGAGUGCACGGUGCUGGGCAGCCUGUGUUCAGCUCUCCCUACCCUGCAGUAGCAGCAGUGUCGAGAGGGAGGCUCCAGUCAUUCACUCAGGGAAUCCUACCUGCCACUUUCUCCAGGCAAGCAUCUCAGAACUACUGCUGUCUGGAACCAGGGCAGAUUAGCAACACUGCGUUUGAGCUCCAGAGGUCCAGGCGAAGACUUAUCUCCCAGCGCUCCUCUCUGGAGACUCUGGAAGACAUCGAGGAAAAUGCUCCUCUGCGCAGGUGCCGCACUCUAUCAGGUUCACCCAGACCAAAGAGCUUUAAGAAGGUUCACUUUAUUAAGAACAUGAGGCAGCACGACACCAGGAAUGGCAGGAUAGUCCUUAUCAGUGGCAGAAGAUCCGUCUGUAGUGUAUUUUCAGUGCUGCCCUAUCGAGAUUGUAACCAAGAAGGGGAGCUGAAGCUGGAGGGUGGACGACAGCGUCAUCCUUCUGGAGGUGUGGGUACCAAAGAGAUGGUGAUCGGCCUCGAGGGCGUCGAGCUGGGGGCCGACGGCAAGACUGUCUCCUACACACAGUUCCUGUACCCUACAAACGCCCUGAGCACACGGAGGAACACCAUCGACUCCACUGCUUCCUUCUCCCAGUUCCGAAACACAAGCCAUCGCAGCCUUAUAUUGGCCAGAGCCAACAGCACCCAGGGGAGUAUUGAUGCAGGGAGUGACAUUGCAGACUUUUUGGAAUAUGACCCGAACCUUCUCGAUGACCCCCAGUGGCCGUGCGGGAAACACAAGAGGGUCCUGAUAUUCCCUUCUUACAUGACCACCGUGAUUGAGUAUGUGAAACCAUCUGACCUCAAGAAAGACAUGAACGAGACAUUUAAAGAGAAGUUCCCUCACAUCAAGUUGACCUUGAGCAAGAUAAGAAGCCUAAAGCGGGAGAUGCGCAAGCUGGCCCUGGACGAGUGCAGCUUCGAGGAGCCCACAGUGGCCAUGGCCUUCGUCUACUUCGAGAAGCUGGCCCUCAAGGGAACGCUCAACAAGCAGAACCGCAAGUUGUGUGCCGGCGCCUGCGUGCUGUUAGCAGCCAAAAUAGGAAGUGACCUCAAGAAGCACGAGGUGAAACAUUUAAUAGAUAAACUGGAAGAGAAGUUCCGUCUGAACCGGCGUGAGCUGAUAGCAUUUGAAUUCCCAGUGCUGGUGGCUCUGGAGUUUGCUCUGCACCUCGCCGAACACGAAGUGAUGCCACAUUACAGACGGCUCCUGCAAAGCUCCUAGCACUGGCUACUCAUCAGGAGAGCGUUUUACACUCUUCUGAUCAGGGCUUCUCUUCAACUGACUCCACAAAAGCUCCUUUCACUACUGGAAACAGCAACAAAUCAUACACAGAACUCAAAAUGUAGGACUUCAAGCAGCCUGAGAUGAAAGGCUCAGAACUACAUGUGACUUUUUGUUUUGUUUAUUCAUCGGAAGUGGCUUAAUCCUAUUGAAAGCACUGUUGCUUAGGGUACUUCAGGUUGCUAAGGGGCAAAAGUGAUUAAUACCAGUAAAUCAGUGCAUUUCUAGGGGUGGGAAACAGAGUUUUUGUUUUUAGCCUUUGUUUUGUCUUUGGUGUAUUGUUUUGCCUCAUAGCUUUUCCUUGAACUGGAAGCAUUGUACCGCACAGCUCUUCAGGCUGAUAAAGAUCUUGCCCUUACCGUUUGAUAGGCCUUUUCACUGCUUUGACUGCUUUGAGGUAGUUUUUUUUCUGGCAGUCACGGCAUCACAGCCAUAUACAGAUCCUUAUUCGGGUGGAAUUUUAUGUACUUCUCAUAAGUCAGUGGUAUAGAAAGGUGGUGAUUUGUUUGUGUGUUUGUUUUAAAAAGCCCACCUAAUCUAUUUUUUUUUUUUUUUUUUUUCAUCAACUUCACUUAAUUUUUAUAGGGACCAUUCUGAUCAAUUUACUGAAACCUGAGACACUUUGCUGUCUUUUACCGUUCAAUUCCAUACCAUACAGCCAGCAUUUGCUUUUUCAGUAUUAAUGUAAGCUUCACAAAAAAAAUAUUUUAGUAAUGGGGUUUCAUACACAGUACACUUCUUCUUGUUUGAUACUUUCCUGUGCUUUGUUUCUACAUGUGGAGACUUUAACUGCACCCUUCAAUAUUUUAUUUCCCAUGCUCUAUGUUAGAGCCUAUUAUAAGCACAUUUAUAGUGCUGCUGUGUGUGUGAGGGGGGAGCUGAAAUUAGUGCAAAAUGAGUUGGGCAAUAUGUACAAGAGGUAUGUAGCAGUGGAGAUUGAAAACAGUGGUUUGUUUAAUGGGAUUCUGCAGUUAAGAGCCACCAAAUUAUUAUUAUUAUUAUUAUUAUUAUUAUUAUUAUUAUUAUUAUUAUUAUUAUUAUUAUUAUUUUUCUUUAAAUGAGGCAAGGUCAUGAAUCCACAAAUUAUAAGCUGGAAGAUCAUGAGGUUAAAAUUAACUUUAUAAAGCAUCUAUAAAUAUUAAACACUGUAAUGCUGAAAUUAGAAAUAAUAAAAUAAACUUAAAUUCAAUUACAAAUGUUUAUUAGGAGUCUUUUUCAGUGUCAUGAAGACUUCCAGUUGAAACAUUUGUCGUUGAAUUUGUUUCUUUUAGAAUUUCUAAGAAAUGAACCAAUGUAAUGAAGUAAAGAACAGAAAUUGUGGUUUGUAUUAAGUUAUAAAUGUAACAGGCUCCUUUUGCCUUUCGCACCAGAAUCCCUGCAGUUGUUUUGAAUUCAACCAAAAAAAAUGUACAGCUGCUUUGUUAUUUUCGUGCUUUAUUCCACUGUGGAAAACUAAUCGAACAUCGUGGCACAGGAGGACAGGCCCUGAACACAUUAGCAAAAAAAAAAAAAAACUACAGUGUCAACAUUCCAUAAGCAUCUAACCACAUACAUUGUUUCUCACCACUAUCACAUGUCUGAAGCAGGAGGGAAAAAAACAUCAAUUUUAAAGCACUUCUGUUUCAUUCUUUUUAAUUUACACCUUAAAGAGGCUUAUCACACCAACAGGCUGGUAAGAUCUCUAGAUAUGCCCCCAGCACUCCAGUCCAUGAUUAAAUAUCCCCAAGAUCAUUUGACAUCGCAGUUAUACCCUCUCCAUGGUUUCAUUUGAAGCAUCCUUUGUGAUUUUGAACAUGGCCUAACCUGCUAGACACUUUGCAGAGGGGAAAUAGGGCCUUGUACUCCUGUGGAUGGAUACUAGUGAGAAUCUUAUGGUUGAGGCAACAAAAUAGACAUUUAGAGUUGUCUCAAGUACAUAGCAAGACAUUAUACAGUUGUGUGUAUUUGUGUGUGUAUAGUCAAAAGUUUACAUACCGCAAUGGAAAUUUCUAGAAAUUUCGCGAAAACAAAUAAUUAUAGGAAAAAUCUUUUGUAGCAAAAGUUUUGCUUUUGUGGAUGAGGAAAAAAUGCUUCAAGAAAUUGUGAGGGUCUGGAAUCAACUCCCCAGUAAUGUUAUUGAAGCUGACACCCUGGGAUCCUUCAAGAAGCUACUUGAUGAGAUUCUGGGAUCAAUAAGCUACUAACAACCAAACAAGCAAGAUGGGUCAAAUGGCCUCCUCGUUUGUAAACGUUCUUAUGUUCUUAAAUGGAUGUCUACAGUUAUUUAUUUCAGCGGUUUUUUUGCAAAACUUCAAAAGUGCUAAUUCAAAAGUAUUCGUACCCUGACAAGGAAAAUGAAAUGAAUAGCUAGUUGAGGCACCUUUAGCAAUAAUAACCUUUGACCAGAACUCAUAUCCAUCAUUCAAAUGCCAUUUUGCAAACUUUAAGCAAUUAUCCUUGUGAUGUUUUCCUAAGAGUGACUUUUUCCUUGGCCGCCGACCAUUGAGAUCUUCACCAUGCAAUAUUCGACCUGUGGUUGAAAUGGAAACCCCAGUCCCACAUGCAGUCAAUUCACUUUGAAUAUCUUUGGCAGUCAAUCUCGAAUUGUUAUUAACCUUCCUCACAAUUCUUCUACUUCUUGGUGAAAGAACCUUCUUUCUUCCAGACCGAGGUAGCGUUGUGAGAGUGCUGUGAGUCUUGUACUUCUUGAUAAUAGAAACAAUAGUUGAAAUUGAUCUACUCAAAUGCUUGAAAAUCUCCUUGUAGCCUUCUCCAGCUUUUUGACAGUAAAUAAUUUUCUUGCCUAAGGUCUUCAGAUAGCUCUUUACUUUUUCCCAUAUUGACUUACUGGUAAUGACAGCAAUCAUCCUAUACCUACCCCUUUUAUACUCUCUAAGAAUGUUCACAUACAAUCCAGCAUUUUCUAGACUUUUCUAGAAUUAGGUUCUGCAUUAUCAUAUUGAAAUAUCUAGCACGUUGUAGACAAUACUACCGUAGCAUCAAAGGGUAUGAAUACUUUUGAAUUAGCAUUUUUUGAGUUUUGCAAAAAAAAAAAUGCUGAAAUAAACAAUUGUAGACAUCUAUUUCUUUUUUUUUCCCUCAUCCACAAAAGCAAAACUUUUGCUUCAAAAGAUUUUUCCUGAAAAUCUUUGUUUUCUAGAAAUUAUAAAUUUCCAUUGGGGUAUGUAAACUUUUGACCUCAAUUAGAUGAAACAAAGUUAUCAAACAGAAUUGAAGUUGAUUUAUAUUACUGAACUCUACAAUGAUCCUGCAUCUUGAAAUAUUACAACCUGAGGGCCAUUGGAUUUAAACAUUGUAUUUACCAGAUAUGUUUAAUGUCCCAAUUCCAAAUAAGCACUUAAGGAUGUGGAAACCCAGUGUAAUUGUCCAAAGAAAACAGCAGACUAGAAUGUAUUAAAUUGGUUUCUGAGGGACUGUGCCAUUCUUCUGUAUCAGUGUUGUAUCUUGAUAUGUGCUCAGUUUUCUUGCAGUGUAUUUGAUGAUAUUUCAAAUGGUAGUUCAGCUUGCUGGAUAGGGAAGAGAUCAUGUUCCUCAGAAAUGGAACCGGAACAGAAUAUCCAUUAUUUAUUGCCCAAUUCUGAUUUAGAGUUUACACUAUUUUUCAUGAUUGCUGGAUUGUUUUUUUUUCCCAUUGUAGUUUACCUAUUUGCUUUUUAAUGUUAACACAAAGUUAAAAGACAUGAUAUUGCACUCUUGGUUUAUGAUCAAAACAAAGCCAUAUCAAAUCAAACACAAAAGCACCUGAAGCACAGUCAGGCCAAAUUGUUACGCUUUCGCUGUAUUUUGCUUGUUUGCCUGGCUAGCAGUUUUUACUCAAUUUACAGUUCUGUUGAAUGUAACUGAUAACUGGCAAUCGGACUGAAUCUCCUUUGACUUUAUCCUGUCAGAUCUGUUGCGAAAAUCAGUAAAGACUUCACAUUGCUCUGUCCUUUUAAGCUGAAACUGUGUACUCUGUAAAAAGAAAUGUUGUUUUAAAAUUUAGAGCAAGUAAAAUGUUGUCCAACAUCCAAACUAUGUAAUGUUGUACUUUGUCUACUGCAAAUUCCCUUGUUAAAGGGUACAUCAGCACUACAUAAAAUAAAACAAACUAUCCCACCUUGCUGUUCCGAAUGUAUUUGGCCAUUGUAUAAUAAUCUGUAUGUGUCCAAACAUUUGCAUAGUGCUGCACUGCCAAUGUCCAAAAUCAUUCUUCUGGAGCAUCUCUUCUGAGCCAAAAAACUUGACUUCCGCGUGUACUGUCAGAUGUACUGGCACAUGCCAAAUGAAGCGCUGUGUAAGCUAUGUUACCUCCGCGUGGAAACACACUAGUCUGUGUGACAAACAUGGUCUGUCUAAUUUUCCAUAAGGAAGGAACUUGUACCUGCUUUCGUUUUGAGUAGUAGACUUUCACACUGUACAGGUUUCCUUCACAUGUUGUAUUUUGAUGUAUUAUUAUGAUUAAUGUUGCAUUCAAUUAAAACAAAAAAAAAAAAAGUCUGCUGUGUAAGUGGUUGCAGGGAAAAUAAAAUCAAGACGGAGUUGUUCUCAUUUCCAACUAAUGAAGGUACCUACCAACAAUUAUAGCAGCACUGUGUUAUUUCAAUAUAUAUCCCCAGUCUUAGAUACAGCUCCAGCUGAUUCUGAAUGUUUGCAGAAUUGACACAUAUCAAAUAAACUAGCUAAUGAGAUUAGGAAACUAUGUAUUUCCUUUCGUAAUGAGGUCUUUGAGGAUGAUCCGACCUAAAAAAUAAAUAUUGCAUUUUUUCA
This is a messenger RNA of Acipenser ruthenus (sterlet), 6571 nucleotides long. Its product is annotated as CDK5 and ABL1 enzyme substrate 1-like. NCBI's taxonomy places the organism in Eukaryota, Metazoa, Chordata, Actinopteri, Acipenseriformes, Acipenseridae. The coding region runs from base 140 to 1765 and encodes 541 amino acids. The record is from RefSeq and is a predicted model, not a curated record. Gene Ontology annotation, biological process: regulation of cell cycle; nervous system development. The transcript is spliced from 10 exons. Gene Ontology annotation, cellular component: cytosol.